Messenger RNA from Trichoplusia ni (cabbage looper), 1945 nucleotides. Its product is annotated as zinc finger protein 2-like. The record is from RefSeq and is a predicted model, not a curated record. Gene Ontology annotation, biological process: regulation of transcription by RNA polymerase II. Gene Ontology annotation, molecular function: zinc ion binding; DNA-binding transcription activator activity, RNA polymerase II-specific; RNA polymerase II cis-regulatory region sequence-specific DNA binding. The transcript is spliced from 10 exons. Lineage: Eukaryota; Metazoa; Arthropoda; Insecta; Lepidoptera; Noctuidae. Gene Ontology annotation, cellular component: chromosome; nucleus. Bases 436 to 1554 code for a protein of 372 amino acids.
ACGAAGACAUUGACAUAAUAAUAACAUGUCAUACAUUAUGUCACUUUAGUACAUAAUGUUUGGUAUGCUUAAAAAUAUACAAUAAACUCGUUUUUAUAGUGGUGUAAAUGGUUUUUGAAUUGUUUAUAAGAUAAACAAAGGAAAUAAAAUAGUUUGAUAAUACCCGUUACUUUUAUACCAAAACUAUGACAGUGUAUUUAACAAAGAAAGUGCUCUCAAAGAUGAAUAUUUUAAAAUAUCCGUAUAAUGUGCCUAUUGAAGAUGAGGAGGGCAGUAGUGGUGAUCAAAAUGAUCACUGGCAAAAGUUGAUGUCUGAAACAAAAAUGUUUAAUUUACAGAAAGAAACUGGUUCAGCUAGGUAAAGAUCUGAUAUGCAGAGUGUGUGCCAGAAGCGGGUGUAUUCCUCUCAGUAAUAAAAUUGAGGGCUAUGAGAUUAUGACCACUAUUCGGAGCCUAACAAAUAUAUCUAUAGAAGAUAAUGAUUUCUUACCCAAAUAUAUAUGCACCAAUUGUGUGGAGACUCUUGAAUUAAUAUUGAAAUUUAAAAGGACAUGUGAAGCAUCUGAUAAAAAGUUUAGGAAGAUAUUGCUCCCUGCAGGCAAUUCUACAUCAUCAUAUCCAAAUUCCAAACAUGAUAUGCAACAUAUACUGAACAUAAUCAAACAGAAGAGGAUAAAACAAGAAGAGAAAGCAGAACAGAAGAAAGUCAAACAUAUAGAGAAAGAAGAAAAACCGCUGCAAAAGAAAACACCAAAAACAAAACAGUUUAAAUGUCCACCUUGUGAUCUUACAUUCACAAAUCAGGAGAAGCUCAUGUCUCAUCGCCGCGAGCGCCGGUGUGUGCGGCGUGCGUGUGACAUCUGCGGCCAGCUGGUGCUCAGCAUCGCACAGCAUAUGCGACAUGUACACAAAGAGGUCAUGCCACACAAGUGUCCCACCUGCGGUAAAGAGUUCCCAGUCAUAGCCAGGCUUAAAAAUCAUAUGCUGGUUCAUACAGACACGUUUAACUUCUUCUGUGAUCUGUGCCCUUACAAGUGUAAACACAAGAACUACCUAGUCUUACAUAUGCGCACACACACAGGCGAGAAACCUUAUAUGUGUGCUCAGUGCCCAGCUACCUUUGUCAACUUGUCAAACUUGAACAAACACAAGCUCACUCAUCAGGAAAAACAGUUCAAAUGCAUGUUGUGUGAGAAAACGUUCCGAACGAACACGGCCUUACGGGAACACCACGAGGCAGCUCACAUGAACAUCAAGCACACGUGUAACCACUGCGGACGUGAAUUCUGUUACAAGUCGGACCUACGCAAACACGAAAGGCGGAACCACAAUCGGGUGAAACGUGACUCUAUAGGCUGCGAACCAACUUACAAGCUUUUGGAAAGAAAAAAAAUACAGGAAAAGGAGGCAAUAGAUAAAUGGCGCGAUCAGGAGCUGACGACCACGGAGGCCGUGCCCGUUACACCAACCUCUUUAGACCACCCCAAAGAGCCCGCUACUAACGACGUUAAACUACUAUAUAUGAAUUUUAAUGAACAUCACGGUACCCCCUGAGGCAACAACAGACUGUGGAGUUGACACUACCUAACCUGACUUUGAAAUAUGAUAAAGUGGAGUUCUAAGAGACAGAGCCGGGACUCGGAUAUGUCGAAGCAAAUCGUGCAAUUAUAACUAUAUAGUGAAAAUGUAAACGCAAUUUUGUAUUGUAUAACCACUAUUUUAAAGAGUACUUAACUGUUGAAAUAUCUUCUCUAAAUUAGAGAAUAUUUUUGAACCACUUACCUAUUAAUUUAUGUUAACAUUGAUUUUGUUUAGAUCAUAACUAAUAGUAAUUAUUCAACUUGGAUCUGAGCAAUGUCAUUAGGCAAAUGACAACUAAAUUAUUUACUUAUAUUUUUUUAUUUAACAGUUUAAUUUACAAAUAUAGAUAUUUAUAAUCAUUAAA